Messenger RNA from Exophiala aquamarina CBS 119918, 1080 nucleotides. RefSeq lists its product as uncharacterized. Gene Ontology annotation, cellular component: cytoplasm. The transcript is spliced from 2 exons. Lineage: Eukaryota; Fungi; Ascomycota; Eurotiomycetes; Chaetothyriales; Herpotrichiellaceae. Gene Ontology annotation, biological process: rRNA base methylation. Gene Ontology annotation, molecular function: rRNA (uridine-N3-)-methyltransferase activity. The coding region runs from base 1 to 1080 and encodes 359 amino acids. The record is from RefSeq and is a predicted model, not a curated record.
AUGGGAAAGGUCAAACGUCCGGCUAGAAAGCAUUCGAAUCACCAUGACAGUCCCCAAAAUAGCAGAAGUGCAGUUGUGAGACGUCAGCAUAGCCAGAAGCAAGCGUUGCCGGCGAAGAAUGCGCAAGAAUUUAAAAGCAGAGGCGCUCCACUUCGGCCAAAGAUCCCAUUCACGAAGCAUGAUAAUAUCCUGCUCUUGGGUGAAGGGAACUUCUCGUUCACCUUGGCCCUAAAGCUUCACCAUAAGUUUUAUCAUGUCAUCUCGACUUGUUUCGACACAAGGGAAACUCUCCACACAAAAUAUCCAGACAUCGCUGGGACGCUUUCGCAGAUUGAUCCCGAGUACCUGGACAUGUGCGAUGGGCUUCCCACAUCGCAAGUCCCCGAGAAUGAAUGGAAAGGCUUUUCCCCGUCACCGUCACCCUCAAACAAGACCGCAAGGAAAAUCGAUGUUCUGUACGGGAUUGAUGCAACGAAGCUUUCAUCGGCACACAAGAAAAUGUUACGAGAAUCUACUCCUUUCACGAAGAUUGUCUUCAAUUUUCCACAUGUUGGAGGGUUAAGCACAGAUGUGAACCGUCAGGUACGCCACAACCAGGAACUGCUGGUUGGAUUCUUCAAAGCAGCCAAGGAUCUGUUGUCGUCCCCUGAGAGGCCAGCACGAGUCAACUCGCAAUCCGAGGUCUACAAAAGUGACGAGGAGUAUUUGUCAGACGACAUGACUAAUUCGCCUCGUUCCAACGCAGGAGCUGUGAAUGGGCAGGUCCUCGUGACGAUUUUUGAGGGUGAACCAUAUACUCUGUGGAACAUCCGAGACUUGGCAAGACACUGCGGAUUUAAAGUGGUUGAGAGCUUCAAAUUUCCCUGGUCUGCUUAUCCGGGAUAUCAGCAUGCUAGAACUAUUGGCGAUAUCACCAGUGGACAUGCUCGAAACGAAGAUGGCAAGCGGAAAGGGGCAUGGAGAGGGGAAGAAAGGGAUGCUAGGUGUUAUGUGCUUGAGGACAAAGAUGCGGUACCCCACGUUGGCCAUGCAAAAGCAAGCAAGAGGAAGCGUAAUGAGAAAGACGAUGACAGUGAAUAG